AUGAGCUUGAAGGAAGACUUAGGACAGCUUCUCGUGACGUUGUCUCCCCGUACGCGUUUGAGACUUGAAAAGAAAUGCUUGAUCGACACGCAUCCUCUGCAACUUUUCGCAGUUCUAUCCGAUGCAACUGCCACAGCAGCUGUGCGCCAGCUUGCGGGUGUUCUUUUGGCCAAGCAGAUUCCAUCAUAUUGGUCAAUCGGUCCAGUUUCCGAGAGACUGAAACUUCAGAACGGCCUUCUUGUUGCUUUGGACUCCUUAGACUGUGAUGGAGCUGUGAUCCGAAGUUUGGUGGACUGCACAGCCUGUUUGGCAAACUGUUUGGCCAUAGACGGAGUGGCGUGGCAGGACCUUUUCCUGUGGAUGCGAGGCAUUGCUUCUGAGACCAGGCUGACGAACGGUGUGGGUACCCACUGCGGUCACAAUCAUUGCAGUUCCUUUAGCUCCACAUCUCCUGCAGCUCCUGCAGGCUAUUCACAGAGCUGUUUGCAAAGCUCGCAAUCCAUCCGAAAGCGACGCGCCUUUCUGUACCUUCUGGACAGACUACUGGAGUCGGCACCAUGGAAAGAUUUCCUGGAGCCUCAUGUCAUGGAGCUUUCCGAGCUAUUGUAUCGAAUGGCUAUGUUGGCGAGGACCAAAGGUGAUGGAAUCAGUGAUGGAAUGCAGGAAGAUGAAUUUGCCUGUUCAAAACAUGCCUUGGAGUCGCUAGGCUCCCUUGCGAGCGUUGUUCGGGGAGAGGAUGAUGCCCAGGUUUUCCACUAUCGGAUUGUCCAAGUGUUGCUAAGCCAUGAGAUCAUCGGAAGCGAGCUUUGCGAAUCAGCACUGGAAGCCUUGUCCAGGGCAGCUGCCGCAGACGAGUUACUCAUUGCUGACACUUCCUUUUACAACCCGGCAUUGGCCCCUGAAGAACUGUGUCCCGUUGUCCGGCUGGGGCUCAGUGCUUCAGUGACUCAACGUGGGCAACGUCGCAAUUUGGCACUAAGAUUGUUGCAUAGCAUCGCAGACUCACACUCUCGCUUGCUUUGCACAUCACGUGGUGGCCAGCUCUCUGCAGAUGAAGUUCUGCGAAUCUUGAUCGAGGAUGUAGCACCUGAUGAGGUCCGAUUGAAAUCAUUUGAUUCUGACGGUCCUUUUCCAGUGGAGGCUGCUUCUGCCGCAGAAUGGGGUGCAGAAUAUGCAUUGCUUGCUCAAAUUUCCAAACGCAUGCCAGACAAGUUGAUUCUUCCCGUGAUUUACAGAUUUGCUUGCAGAUCUUUAUCGGGCACAGAUGUCCCUGUGAAGCUGGCCGCGUUUGCAGCACUGCGAGCGGUUCUUGUGGGAUGUAUGGCGUCUGUCAAGAAGCAGCUGCAAAGGAUUGCCAGGCUUGUUUUGAGAGCGUUGAUGGAUUCGCAACUACACGCGGUGACCUUCGUGCUAAUAGCAGAUCUUUGUGGCUUGAUUCCUGCGGAAACACGUUGCGGAUCUUGUCGUCUGGCCGAGAGGCUACUUCCACCGCUGUUGCAGCAGCUGCAGACAUUACAGCUUCGAGACGCAGUCUUCCCUCAUGCUCUUGGCGCCUUAGAAGCCGCUUGUCCAAGAACAGCACCUGGACUGGGCAAAGGCAGAACCGUCAGGACCGGACUCUUUCCGGCUUCCGCAGCUCCGUUCCGACCGCAAAGCGGUGUUGUGGCCAUUGCAUGGACAGGCCAAAAGCUGGAAGAACUUCUGACUCAGUUCAGCCGCGAAACAUCUCCCGAUGUUUGGGAUGGCAUUGCAACUCGUCUCUGUGCUCUCCUUACAGCGCUCGUUCAACGACAGCCAGCUAGACGCAGUGGUGACAAGACCCUGAAAGGAUUGGGAUCGAAAAUUGCAAUCGUUCUUCACCGUGUACUGGUCGCCACCAAUGUUUCGUCCGAAAGUCGAUCCAUGGCUCUGGAAGCAGCUGGCGCAUGGAUCAAGAUUUCAGCAGACAUGGGCUUGAAAUGUCAAGAGCUACAAGAUCUUUUCAACAUUUCUUUACAUGCAGCGGAACGUGGUCUGCAAGGCCCACACAGCGAGCAGAACGUAGCAGCUGAUGCUGCUCUUCGAUUUCUUGUCUUGCUAGGCCCCUUGGCACCUUCACCUGGAGCUGCCUUUGCCGCGGGUUUGGAGCAAUGUGCUGGAACGCCCAGCCCUGCUUUGCUUCAGGCUCUAGCAUCCCUUGCUUCGACCCAAGGUUUGCUUUUGGGGAUGCCGGAGGGGACAAGACUAGCCACUCUUCUUACAACCUUUUUGGAACAGCCUCAUUUGUGUGGUCCUGCGGCAGAUUUGGUUAGGCACCUGCCUUUGAGCGAGGCGAUGGGUGUACUGCUGGUCCGAAUUGCUACGCUUUUGGAUCAGGAGGAGCGACCAGAUGUGUUCUGCAGCCUGUGUAUGGCAGCAGCGCAUGUGGCUGCACAGGAUGCGCCACAAGGUGAACUCUCCGAGGCCCUCCAGCUGCUGAGGACUGUGGUGGAAAGGCUGCAGCAUAAACGUAGCAUGCGGAGUCGUGGAGGAUUGCCGGAAAACUCUGACCAGGAGAUUGCCGGAAAACUCUGCUCGGAACGGAGUGCACCCACUGUGGCAUCCACUGCAGACCUCGAAGCCUUGACCAACGAGAAGCCUUCGAACAUCUUCGAACCCUUUGUGCCCUGGAGGCCAGAGCUCCACACGCUCAUGGUGCCAACGCUGCUUUCAGAUCCGCAGUUUGCCGUACCUUCUUUGGUCCGUACCUGUGCGAGCGCAGCACACCAGUACCGCCCACCUCUUAAGAACGGGUGUCCACCAGAUCGUGGCAGUUACGUAGAGCCAGCGCAGAUGAUGACUAGACUUCAGUAUCGCGCAGCUGUUGCAGGGCACAAAAAGGCGCCAGAUUGUGUGGGACAGCUGGCGGCGACUGGGCAGACUUUCGUGGCCAAAUGCAUUUCCUUGGCCGCCUUGAAUGAUCAGGAUCAGGACUUGGCACACCAAGAGGUUUUCCUGUUGCAGACUCUCAGCCAUCCAUACAUCGUGGCAUACAGAGAUAGCUUCUUGAUUGAAGGGGCGAACACCUUGGUGAUCGUGAUGGAGUAUUGUGGAGGCGGCGACAUCAGGAAGGCGAUCAAGGAAAAAGCAAAGGAGGGUGCGUAUUUUUCAGAAGAGCAGAUUAUGACCUGGUUUGUACAGCUCUGCCUUGCUCUGCAGUACAUUCACUCGGAGAAGAUCCUUCAUCGUGACCUGAAAACUUCCAAUAUUUUCCUCACAGAAGAUGGCUCGGUCAAACUGGGGGACUUUGGUGUCUCCAGAGUCCUCGAAGGAACUACAGAGGCAGCAGUCACGAUUGUGGGCACGCCUUACUACAUGUCACCUGAAGUUUGCCGAAGUGAGCCUUACAACUGGAAGUCAGACAUUUGGGCCUUGGGAUGCGUGCUAUACGAGUGCUGCAUGCUGAAGCACGCUUUCGAAUCUUCAUCAUUGUUAGGUUUGGUCUACAGGAUAGUAAGCGGGCACUAUGAACCCAUUCCGGACUUCUAUUCGCCUGAACUGAAUUUACUCAUCAAUCAGCUCCUGAUGAAGGAUGCAGAGCUGCGACCUUCAAUCAACGAGUUGUUUGCCAAUCCCUAUGUCAAGGCCUACCUGGCAAAGCAAUCAGCACCAGUUGAAGCACCAAGUCCUCCAGAACCUCCAGCACCGCAUGCCCCAAAGAAAACAACUUUGAGGCCAGAAGGUGCUUCGAGACCACCACCACCACCUCCACUUCCCAAGGAGCCUGCUCCAGCAUCAGGCCCAGCACCUGUCAGUCCUCAGUCAACCUUCAGGGUCAUCAUGGCUCGGAUACGCCGGCGCUUGGUCGGUCAGAAGCUCAAUUGGAUCUCGUCAGUGGCUUCUUUCGACGAUGAUGGCGAUGGUGCAUUGACGCCGGAUGCAAUGGGCCAUGCUUUGAUGACCAUGCCACUGGGACUCAGCGAUGACGAGAUCCAGAUGCUUACCUCAGCCCUUGCUCCAACUCCUGGGGCCAAGAUCUCUUUGGAUGCAUUUAGCUCACACCUCCAAGAGGUGGCUCCUGAGGUCCAACAGUACGAGACAUGGGCUCGACAGGUCUUGGCACCCCCGGGCAGAAGGCUGCAUGAUGUGCUUCGAGCGAAGGACAUAGAGCGCAGUGGAACUUUGGCUCCAAGUGUCUUCCACGAGACCUUGCAGGAAUUAGUGCCUGUGCUCACUCCUCCGCAUUUGGAACUGCUUGCAUUGCUCGCCGACAAGAACGGUUUGGGGGAUGUGGACUAUGGAGAGUUUCUGGAAAACUUUGGACCACCUCUCCUUGGACCAUCCGGACCACCGGGACCGCCUCGGCCACCAGCAGCUCCAGCGCCACCUGGAAUGCCACCCCUGCCUGGUGGGGGAGCUCCAACACCACCGGGUAUGCCUCCACUGCCUGGUGGACCUUCGGGCUCUGCAAGCCUAAGCCAGUCAGUCUCCGGGGUUGACCCGCUGAGUAUGACAGGAACGUUGGGUGGUGUGGAUAUCAAUUUCGACAAAGGCUUUUUCACCUGCACAUCUCAUUCAGGAAUCCGAGGUACAGCAACCCUGGGAAGAUCCUCAGGCAGGGUGUCUUUGUCGGCUCAAGGCUGCGCACUGAUUUUCGGGCGUAUCCGCAGAAGGUUGGAAGCAGCUGGCAUUGGCCUUGCUGACGCUUUGGCUUUGUUUCUUCUUCCCGGGGAAAAAGAGCUUUCUGCAGAGCAAUUGCUGGAUGCUACGUCAACGCUGCCGUUGGGGACUUCACGGGCAGAGAUGCAGCAACUCUUCAGCAAGGUUGAUGCAGACGGUUCUGGCAAAGUUUCGAUUUCCCAGCUGGAGCAAGGCAUCGCCCAAGCGAAUCCCGAAGAUUGCUGCAAGCCGCCUUCAUGGAUCUCUGCUGCUAUCACUGAGAGAGGCUUGUGUAAUCAGAUAAGUUCAACGUUGAAACAGCGAUGCGUUGGUGGCAUGCGACUUGCACCUGAAUCAGCUUUCAGGCGAGCCAUCAUGGAGACAGAGAGAUAUUUGACGUCAGAUCAAUUAACUUCUCUCCUUCUGAUGGCAGACAAGAACUCCGGAGGUUUAGUCGACUACGAGGAAUUUGCUGAGCGCUUCAGCGGGUCUCAUGCGCCAAGGUCAGUCCCUGGCGGUGUUUUGCCCGCUCCAGCUGAAGCUGCUGAUGCUCCAGCAGAGGAGAUCCAGGCUGUGAGUGCCAGGACGGAUGCCAUCAUGGAAAGCCAUGCGUUCCAAGCAGAUCGACUACCUGCUUUGCUGGGCCUAUGGGGUACAGGCCUGGAUAUUCCAACAUUGGCUGCUGUAGUGGCAUCACUACCCUUGGGAUUGUCCAGAAGAGAAGCUGUUUCACUUCUUGCAGUCGGAAGCGUAGAAGCAGUUGCUGCCAACAUGAGACAGUUGCGGAGUCAGGGAGCCUGGAAAGGAUAUGUUGAAUGGGCUCAAGGAAGCAUUCCAGUGCAUGAGCUGAGACAGGUGCUAAACCAUCAGGUGAUCGAAGCUGAGUCUCGUACAUUGGAGCCUGGUGAUUUCAUGGAGGCACUUGCUUCAGCAGGAGUACCUACAGCCAACAUUCAUACAGCCAUGUGGCUGGCGCAAAAGACGAGUCAAGGCGACGUGCAAGUAGCUUCCUUCCUAGAAGCCUUCAGUGGAAGCCCUCAAGCCUCAAAGAAGAAGCGAGGAUUGCUUUGGCGAAUGAUGGGUCGAUGA
Molecule: messenger RNA, 5706 nt
Organism: Cladocopium goreaui
Lineage: Eukaryota; Dinophyceae; Suessiales; Symbiodiniaceae
Source: the annotation of a GenBank genome assembly